Molecule: messenger RNA, 4930 nt
Organism: Dryobates pubescens (Downy woodpecker)
Lineage: Eukaryota; Metazoa; Chordata; Aves; Piciformes; Picidae
Gene: ABCC3
Product: ATP binding cassette subfamily C member 3
Exons: 31
Coding region: 46-4632 (1528 amino acids)
Biological process (GO): transmembrane transport
Cellular component (GO): membrane
Molecular function (GO): ATP binding; ATP hydrolysis activity; ABC-type transporter activity
Source: RefSeq, a predicted model, not a curated record
CCCCCGUCCGGUGCCCAGCGUGGGCCUGGAGGAGGCUCCGAGGCCAUGGAGGCUUUCUGCGGGUCCCGGUUCUGGGACUCAAACCUUUCAGUGCACACUGAUAAUCCAGACCUGACUCCGUGUUUCCAGAACACCAUCCUGGCAUGGAUCCCCAGCAUUUACCUGUGGAGUGCUUUACCCUUCUACCUGCUCUACCUGAAGCACAACAGCCGAGGGUACAUUGUGCUGUCUGUGCUGAGCAGGUUCAAGACGCUGCUGGGUGCUCUGCUGUGGUGUGUGAGCUGGGCAGACCUCUUCUACUCCUUCCAUGAGCUCCUGCAGAACAGAACCCCCGCGCCAGUGUACUUCGUGACUCCGCUGAUCGUUGGCAUCACUGUGCUGUUAGCCACGUUGCUUAUUCAGCAUGAAAGGCUGAGGGGAGUUCAGUCCUCUGGAGUGCUCAUUAUCUUCUGGUUUCUGUCUGUGCUCUGUGCUGUGCUGCCUCUCCGCUCUAAGAUCAUGACUACAGCAGCACAGGGCCAUGUAAAUGAAAGGUUCAGGUUUACCACAUUUUACAUCUACUUUGCUUUGGUAAUCAUUGAGCUGAUCCUUUCCUGCUUUAAAGAAAAGCCUCCAUUCUUCUCCCCUGUUAGUACAGACCCUAAUCCAUGUCCAGAGCUUACAUCGGGCUUCCUGUCAAGGUUGACCUUUUGGUGGUUCACAAGCAUGGUGGUUCUGGGGUACAAAAAGCCCCUUGAAGAUAAAGAUUUGUGGUCGCUGAACAAAGAUGACACUUCCAAAGUUAUUGUGCAGCAACUAAGUGAGGAGUGGGACAAAGAAAAAGCAGAGUGCAAACAGAAAGAUGAUGUGACCUACAUGAAGAACUCAAACCAUGUGCUGAAUCAUGUUGGUGGUGGUCCAGAGGAAGCAGAAGUUCUGAUCAGAGACAAAAAGCAAACCAGAAAGCCUUCCUUUCUCAAAGCUUUGCUGAGGGCCUUCGGGCCAUACUUCUUAAUCAGCAGCUUCUUCAAGCUGAUACAGGAUCUGCUUUCUUUUGUCAACCCUCAGCUGCUAAGCAUCUUAAUCAGCUUCAUUAAGAACAAGGAUGCUCCAGCCUGGUGGGGCUUUCUGAUUGCAGCCUUGAUGUUCAUCUGUGCUGUGCUCCAGACACUCAUACUCCACCAGCACUUCCAGUACUGUUUUGUUACUGGGAUAAGGCUGAGAGCUGGGAUCACUGGAGUGAUCUACCGAAAGUCCCUAAUCAUCACAAACUCAGCGAAGCGCUCAUCUACUGUUGGAGAGAUUGUCAACUUGAUGUCAGUGGAUGCCCAACGCUUCACAGACCUGAUGCCUUUCCUGAAUAUGUUGUGGUCUGCACCACUCCAGAUAUUCCUGGCUUUGUAUUUCCUCUGGCAGGCUUUAGGGCCUUCCGUGCUGGCAGGAGUUGCCGUGAUGGUUUUACUCAUCCCCUUUAACUCUGCAAUAGCAAUGAAAACCAGAGCGCUACAGGUGCAGCAGAUGCGCUACAAGGACUCCCGCAUCAAGCUGAUGAAUGAGAUCCUGGGUGGCAUCAAGGUGCUGAAGCUGUAUGCCUGGGAGCCCUCCUUCUCGGGGAAGGUGCUGGAGAUCCGGCAGAACGAGCUGCGGGUGCUGAGGAGAGCUGCCUACCUCAGCUCCUUGUCCAACUUCGCCUGGGUCAGUGCCCCGUUCCUGGUAGCUCUGACCACAUUUGCUGUGUAUGUCCUGGUGGAUGAGAAGAACAUCCUGGAUGCAGAAAAGGCUUUUGUCUCCCUCUCCUUGUUCAACAUCUUAAAGUUUCCUCUCACUAUGCUUCCACAAGUCAUUGGCAGCCUUGUGCAGACAAGUGUUUCCCUAAAGAGAAUUCAGCAGUUCCUGAGUCAUGAUGAAUUGGAUCCAAACUGUGUGGAAAGAAAAGCAAUGGCACCAGGCAAUGCCAUCAGUGUGAUACAUGGGACAUUCAGCUGGGGGAAGGAGCUGAAGCCAUCGCUGACAGAUAUAAAUCUGUUGGUGCCCAGUGGUGCUUUGGUUGCCAUUGUUGGCCAUGUUGGCUGUGGGAAGACUUCUCUGGUGUCUGCUCUCCUGGGUGAAAUGGAAAAGCUGGAAGGAGAAGUGGCUGUGAAGGGUUCUGUUGGUUAUGUGCCUCAACAAGCCUGGAUCCAGAAUGCCACGCUGAAAGAUAACAUUUUGUUUGGCCAAGCUCCCAACGAAGAGAAGUACCAGCAUGUCCUGGAGGCCUGUGCUUUGAAACCUGACCUGGAGGUGCUGCCAGGAGGGGACCAGACAGAGAUCGGGGAGAAGGGCAUCAACCUGUCAGGGGGCCAGCGGCAGCGGGUGAGCCUGGCACGCGCGGUGUACAGUGGCGCGGACCUCUACCUGCUGGACGAUCCUCUCUCUGCUGUGGACUCACACGUGGCCAAGCACAUCUUUGACAGAGUCAUUGGGCCAGAUGGGGUCCUUAAAGGCAAAACCCGAGUUCUGGUGACCCAUGGAAUCAGCUUCCUGCCUCAGGUCGACCACAUCAUUGUCCUGGUGGAUGGCAAAAUCUCUGAAAUGGGAUCCUACCAAGAGCUUCUGAAACAGAACAAGGCCUUUGCAGAGUUCCUGCGCAACUACGCCUUGGAGGAGAACAUUGAGGAGGAUGAGCCAACAAUGUUGGAGGAUGAGGUUCUGCUGGCUGAGGACACCCUCAGCAUCCACACUGAUCUUGCAGACAAUGAGCCAGUGACCAGCGAGGUCCGCAAGCAGUUUCUUAGGCAACUCAGUGUCGUCUCUUCUGAGGGAGGAGAAUGUCCCAACAAAACGUCAGCCAAGCGAAGGGUCUGUGAAAAGAAGCCAGCAGAGCCCCCUCUGCCCAGGAAGAAUCCCAACGAGAGGCUUGUCCAGGCUGAGACCACUGAAACAGGCAGAGUGAAGCUCUCAGUGUUCUGGCAGUACAUGAAGGCUGUCAGCCCUGUCCUUUCACUGCUGAUUUGCUUCCUCUAUUGCUGCCAAAACGCUGCUGCCAUCGGGGCAAACGUGUGGCUCAGCGACUGGACCAACGAGCCGGUGGUGAAUGGCACCCAGCACAACACAGCCACGCGGGUUGGGGUCUACGCCGCCCUGGGCCUCCUGCAAGGCCUCCUAGUGCUCAUCUCCUCCUUCAUCCUGGCCAUGGGGGGCAUCAAGGCGGCACGGGUGCUGCACACGGCGCUGCUGGAGAACAAAUUCCACACCCCGCAGGCCUUCUACGACACCACCCCCACGGGCCGCAUCAUCAACCGCUUCUCCAAGGACAUCUACAUCGUCGACGAGGUCCUGCCACAGACCAUCCUGAUGGCCCUUGGCACCUUCUUCACCUCCUUGUCCACCCUGAUUGUCAUCCUGGCAAGCACUCCGCUCUUUGCCGUGGUGGUGGUGCCCCUGGCCGUGCUGUACUUCUUUGUUCAGCGAUUCUAUGUGGCCACCUCACGCCAGCUGAAGCGCCUGGAGUCAGUCAGCAGGUCCCCCAUCUACUCACACUUCUCAGAGACAGUGUCAGGAGCCAGCGUCAUCAGAGCCUACAGAAGGGUGAAGUCCUUCAUAGACAUCAAUGACCUGAAGGUGGAUGAAAACCAGAGGAGUUACUACCCUGGCAUAGUGUCAAACAGGUGGCUGGGGGUCCGAGUGGAGUUCGUGGGGAACUGCGUUGUCCUCUUUGCUGCCCUCUUUGCUGUGGUGGGGAGGAACACACUGAAUGCUGGCCUGGUGGGACUGUCGGUGUCCUACGCACUGCAGGUGGUGAUGUCUCUGAACUGGAUGGUCCGGAUGGCUUCUGACCUGGAGAAUAACAUUGUGGCUGUCGAAAGGAUAAAAGAGUAUUCAGAAACAGAAACAGAGGCUCCCUGGGUGAUUGAGGGCAAGAGACCCCCAGAGGACUGGCCUUCCAAGGGAGAGCUGGAGUUUGUGAAUUACUCAGUGAGGUACAGGAAGGGCCUGGAUCUGGUGCUGAAGGGGAUAAACCUCCAAGUGCAUGGUGGAGAAAAGAUUGGAAUCGUUGGCAGGACCGGAGCAGGGAAGUCCUCCAUGACCCUCUGUCUCUUUAGGAUCCUGGAGGCUGCGAAAGGGGAGAUCAGAAUUGAUGGUGUCAACAUUUCAGAGAUUGGUCUCCAUGACCUGCGGUCCAGGCUAACAAUUAUUCCUCAGGAUCCUGUUCUCUUUUCUGGAACACUGAGAAUGAAUCUGGACCCAUUUAAUAAGUAUUCAGAUGAAGAAAUAUGGAAAGCUCUUGAACUGUCUCACCUGAAGAGGUUUGUCAGCAGUCAGCCAUCCAUGUUGGACUACGAAUGCUCAGAAGGUGGAGAAAACCUUAGUGUAGGCCAGAGGCAGCUGGUCUGCCUGGCCAGAGCCCUGCUCCGCAAGAGCAGAGUCCUGGUGCUGGACGAGGCGACGGCAGCCAUCGACCUGGAGACCGAUGACCUCAUCCAGAGCACCAUCAGGAGCCAGUUUGAGGCCUGCACGGUGCUGACCAUAGCGCACAGGCUGAACACCAUCAUGGACUACACCAGAAUUCUUGUUCUGGACAACGGGACUGUGGCUGAAUUUGAUACCCCCAGCAGACUUAUAGCAGCCAAGGGCAUCUUCUACAGCAUGGCCAAAGAUGCUGGACUGGCAUGAGAAGACCCCUGGGGUUUGGAGGUGUUUUUUACUGUUAUUAACUUGCCUCAAGAGUGACUUCUGAAUGUACUGUAAUUUACAAACCAGAUUUUGUACUAGAUUAACCUCAUGAUUGUGACCAGAGUCUUUCACAGCUCUAAGGGCCAGAAAGUGAUUUUUUUAUAUUUUUUAAUAUUUUCUGUACACAUGAAGUAUUUUAUUACUUGCCUUUUUUUCCCAAGGAAUGACAAAUGUUCUGCCAAGGAAACGUGUGCAGGGCAAUGUGUGCUGUGUUCGGGUUUAUAAUUAGUAAAUUAUG